This is a messenger RNA of Prunus avium (sweet cherry), 2310 nucleotides long. It is a transcript of the gene TAF5, whose product is annotated as TBP-associated factor 5. Gene Ontology annotation, molecular function: RNA polymerase II general transcription initiation factor activity; protein binding. Lineage: Eukaryota; Viridiplantae; Streptophyta; Magnoliopsida; Rosales; Rosaceae. Gene Ontology annotation, cellular component: transcription factor TFIID complex. Gene Ontology annotation, biological process: transcription initiation at RNA polymerase II promoter. The record is from RefSeq and is a predicted model, not a curated record.
UGAGUCACUACUGUACGAGGGGUUUCCGUUUCAUUUUCGAACAGAGAUUUUGCUCGACUGCAAGUAGUCUAGAGAGAGAGAGAGGGAGAGGUGAGGCAAUGGACGAGGAGAGCGUACGGAAAUUUGUGGCCGCAUACCUGAAGAAGAAAGGGUUCAAGCAAACGGAGAACGCUUUCCAGGAAGAACUUAACAAAAACACCAACAACUCUUCGUCUCCAAUCUCUUUCAAUUCCCAAUUUGAACCCGACGUCGCAAAGCACAUCCUCUCCUUCUCCGAAUUUGAGGAUGGUCCUGCAAAGUAUCAAGAUGGAUAUGCCAAAUUGAGGUCUUGGACUUAUAGUUCACUAGAUUUGUACAGGCAUGAGUUACUUCGUGUUCUUUAUCCGGUAUUUAUUCAUUGUUUCAUGGAUCUGGUUGCAAAAGGUCAUGUUCAAGAAGCUCGGACAUUUUUCAAUAGCUUCCGUGAAGACCAUGAAAUGAUGCACCUACGAGAUCUACAGAAGUUGGAGGGAGUUCUAUCUCCUUCUCAUUUGCAGGAGAUGGAAUUUGCUCAUUCUCUCAGGCAGAGCAAAGUGAACAUAAAGAUUUGCCAGUACUCCUAUGAGCUUCUGCUGCAGUUUCUACACAAGUCACAAUCCACCACAAUGCUCGGGAUUAUCAAUGAGCAUAUCAACUUCCAAGUUUCUCCUGGACAACCCAGCUCAAUUUCUGAUGAUGCUGAGUCUGUAACACUUACUGGAAGCAGCCAGGAUUCAGCUAAUCAGAUAAACCAGAAGGAAAUACAUUGGGGGUUGCUCGAAGAUUCUUUUGAAGAACGUUUGGAAAAGGCAGGGGGCUUGCUUUUAGAGUCUGAAAAAGCAGAAGGGGAAACCAAAGAAGGGGACUGGGAUGAGAAUAAGAAAAAAUCAAUUGAAGGAGCUAAACAAGGUUCUUCAAUCAAAAAGUUAAAAAAGGACAAGGCUGCUGGUGCAACGGGCAAAAAUGCACGCCCUGAGGCAACCCCUGUCGCUACAGCACCAAGAGUCAAAGCAGAGCUUACUUUGCCAGUAAUUCCGACAGAGGUUGAACAGUCUAUUCUUGAAGACUUGAGAAACCGUGUACAAUUGAGUAGUGCUGCUCUCCCAUCCGUCAGCUUUUAUACAUUUAUUAACACACACAAUGGUUUAAACUGUGCAUCUAUAUCCCAUGAUGGAUCCUUGGUUGCUGGUGGAUUUUCAGACUCAUCACUGAAGGUAUGGGAUAUGGCAAAGAUUGGGCAACAAGGUGUUGAUUCUUUGCAGGGUGAGAAUGGAACCACUUCAAGUGAACAAGUUCUUGGGUCAAAUGGUGGAAAAAGACCAUAUACUUUGUUUCAGGGUCAUUCAGGGCCAGUUUAUUCAGCUACUUUCAAUCCUCUUGGAGAUUUUAUACUUUCCUCUUCAGCAGACUCAACUGUUCGGUUGUGGAGCACAAAACUAAAUGCAAAUCUUGUUUGCUACAAGGGUCAUAAUUACCCUGUGUGGGAUGUUCAGUUUAGUCCUGUAGGCCACUAUUUUGCAAGUGCUUCACAUGAUCGAACAGCAAGGAUUUGGUCUAUGGACAAAAUACAGCCUUUGAGAAUAAUGGCAGGGCACUUAUCUGAUGUUGAUUGUGUACAAUGGCAUGCCAACUGCAACUACAUUGCCACUGGUUCUAGUGACAAAACAGUUCGAUUGUGGGACGUACAGACUGGAGAGUGUGUCCGAAUAUUCAUCGGUCACAGGAGUAUGGUUUUGUCUCUGGCAAUGUCACCUGAUGGUCGGUACAUGGCUUCUGGUGAUGAAGAUGGCGCAAUCAUGAUGUGGGACCUUUCAAGCGGCCGCUGUGUUACACCUCUGACAGGUCACACCUCAUGCGUGUGGACACUUGCUUUUAGUGGUGAAGGUUCGCUUCUUGCUUCGGGGUCUGCUGAUUGCACUGUAAAACUAUGGGACGUAACUGCAAGUACAAAGUUGCCAAAAACUGAAGAAAACAAAAGUGGAAAUACCAGCAGACUGAGAUCAUUGAAGACUUUACCAACCAAGUGUACCCCUGUCUACUCGUUACGGUUUUCUCGAAGAAACCUUCUAUUUGCUGCCGGGGUUCUCUCAAAAACUGUAUAAAUUACACUCACUCCAGGCUUGAUCUAACCCACUGUCUUUCGCAUAAAACCCUGCAUCACGCCAAGUCUCGCAACCUGCUCUUCUAAUGCUGCUCGGUGCUGGUCAGUCAGGCACCGUGUGAGUCAUGAGACAUAGAGAGAUUGUAACAGUUACUGCUUAACUUAAUGGUGAACAAUCUUUUUUGGAUCGA